AUGCAGAGUUGUGCAGUGGAGCAGGGCUUCUUGCUGUAUCCACCCUUUCCCAUGCCCGAAGUUGUUUCUAGGAAGUCUUCUGCCUUAUUGGAGUCUUUUAACAUGGUGAUAUGCUCCUUGGAGAUCCUUGCUGGAGAAAGCAUUCCUGAAUUUAUGGAAAAACCUUGUCUGCUGGCAACACCUGAAGGAGACAAAGCAAUAUUCUGAGCUAAAGUUAAAAGUAAACCAAAGCCUAAUGCAACAUGGAAAAGAAAGAAUGAUACAGAUAACUACAAGUGUGUAGUGUCCAACCACACCGAUGCCAUCUACACAGUAUCCUUGAUCAUGACUAAAGUUAAGCUCGAGAGGUCUGCCUUGACUAAAAAUAAUGAUAUGAAGCAUAUGGGUAUGCAAUAUAUCCUGUGCAUCACCAAUGUGAAUGGGAAAGACCUAGGCACCUACAGUCUUCUUGUGGCUGACAAACUCUCUGUUAUGCUGAGAGUGAUAGAACUGAAACCACUGAAAGUGCCUGAAAGACAGACAGCAGUGUUUGGAAUCUGCCUGCCAAAGAAAGUGCAAAACUUCACCUAGAAGUUCAAUGGGAAAGGGUUGAAGUGGGGUGAUAAGUAUGAAAUCAUCACGUCUGAUGAUGGAUUGGCCCACACUAUGAAAAUUAAGGGUGUUCUGUCUAGUGACUUGAAAGAACUCAAUGUUGAGACUGGAGAUCUAGUGCAGAACACUCCACUCUUCAUUGAUCGGGUUCCAGUUCAGUUCGUCAGCAAUCUCAAGAACACCCAAGUGAAAAAGAAGGGAAAAGCCUGCCUGGAAUGUGUGCUGACUUCUGAAGAUGUCACCCUGAAAGGGAUGUAGAAUGGAUGAGUGAUUGAGAGGUCUCCUCAGUACAUCAUGAAGCAUGAAGGAAAGAGAGCAGUGCUUAUCAUUAAUGCUGCUGAGCUGAGUGACUCAGGAGAUUGCACAGCCAUCACAUUUGCAACCAUGAAGAAUGUGUGUGACGUUCAUGCUCUAACUGGGGAUCCUGCCGAGCAUUGUGUUGUCCUGAACGACACGAAGGUGGAAGGAAUACGGCUUAAUGAUGGCAAAUAGAUUACGGACAUGAAAAGGAUCUGUGUAGUGAAGCAGGGAGCCAUCCGCAAACUCAUCAUUGACAGAAUGGGAGAGGAGCAUGAAAGGAGGUACACGUUCAGAGCCAAAGGGGGAGAGAGUGGAGCAACAGUUGCCACUAGAGAUUCUCCUGUUAUUGAAGAAUCUGUCCUCGAGCUUGUUGCUGCACACAGCGUUACUGUGAAGACUAAGCAUACAACAAGCAUCAAUGUGCCUUUCAAGGCAAAGCCAGUGGCCAAAGUCACAUGGUUCAAAGAUGGCAUUGAGGUGACAUAGGAAGAGAAAGUGGUGAUGGAGAAAGCCAGUGACUGCGUUACAAUCAAAAUCUGUCCCUCCAUGUCACUCUGGUCAGCUGCUCACACUGCAGACAAACUAAAACCCCCACAGGGGAAAGCAGAGUUCCUCUACACAUGGGGAAAAUGUAAAAUGAGAUGGAAAGCACCCAAAGGCAAUGGAGGAAAGCAGGUGACUCACUUUGUCAUCAAGAGGAGGGUGGCUGGAAAAAAAUCGUGGAUCAAAGUAGUGGUGGUGGAGAGCAACUACACCACAUUUGCUAUGGAGAAGGUGGAGGAAGGAAAAGCCUACUAAUUCAGAAUACGUGCCAUCAACUCUGAGGGCUUCAUCGAGCCCCUGGAAACAGAAGAAAUUUUUGCUGGAGAACCUGUUAAGCCUCUGAGACAGGUGUGUCAGCCUCAAGUUGUAGAUGUCAGGAAAGAAGCUGUCACCAUCACCUGGAACGCCCCAGUCCAGGAUGGAGGCUCCCCAGUGCAAGGUUACCCCAUAGAAAAAAGGAAGAAGGGCAGCAAUCUUUGUGUCCCAAUCACCAAGGAGCCAGUCCCAAAGGAGAGAGAUAUGAAAAUGGAGCAGACCACUGGAGAAGUAAAGGUACCAGAUUCAAAGUGGACCAUUUUCUGGAGGAUACAGAAUGAGUUCCAUGUGAUAGCUGUGAACCGUGCAGGCCCUGGACUUCUCAGUAUGCCCUCAACUUCCAUUGCAAAGGAUCCCAUCAAGCCUCCAGGACUGCUGAAGGUGGUGGAUUUUUCCAACUCCAGCAUUUCCUUAGCCUGGCAGGAGCCAGACCAGGGAGAUGUGCUGUCAGGAUACAUACUAGAGACGUGAGCUGAGGACACCAAGAAAUGGACGAAAUGCACCAAGAUCCCUCUCUGUAGUACCACUUACACUGUGGGAGGCUUGCAGGGGAGCAAAUACUACUUCUGAACCCGAGCUGUGAAUGAAGCUGGUAUGGGAGAAGCAGUGGAGUUACAGGAAGGAAUUCUAGCAAUGCCACUUUCAGAUACUCCCAGGUUUGACCUGACUGUGAGGCUGAAGAGCCACAUGGUGGUUUGUGCUGGGACAGCACCAAGCAUUCAUACAUCUUUCCCUGGCUCCCCACCACCACCAGUGAUGUGGCAAAAAGAAAUCAUAUCAACAAGAGGGAGGACAAGAACCAUUCCCAGCCUUAUUCACAGCACCAAGCAAUUUGUUUCUGACCUGCACCAGACUAUCCUCAAGAAUAGUUACAGAGAAGUCCUUUACAACAUUCAAAAGCAAGUUACAGAUUUCCCCUGACCACCCACUAAUCUGCAGCUGGUUGAAGAAGUCCCAAACACUGUGACCCUAAAUCAUAGCUCAGGUGUGGAAGACAGCUAGCAGACUGAUUAUGGUGUCCUGAAAUGUGAUGUCAGUGCCGCCGCGUGGUUCACAGCCGCAGAGAACGUCUACAGCAAUAAGCCCACUGUCACAGGCCUGCUCCCAGGGAGGAAAUACUUUUUCUGAGUCAUUGUCUGCAAUGAAACUGGGGACACUGACCCUCUGGAUUCACAGGAGCAGUGGUACAUGUCCAAAGACAGAGGCCUAAUCAGUAAUAAGGAUGUCUCGUUAGCAGUACUCCCAAACAAAACUGAACAUGCCCCAGCUCAUCAAAUCAAAAUGAAGACUGUCUUGAUGGUGCUGGCUCUGUGUUUGCAUGUGCGCAUGUGCAACAGACAGUGCAGUGUGAAGCAUCCCAUAGUGACGCUGUCCUCAGCAGAGUGUUUUGACUUCAAGAUGGAGUAUCCCAGGAAGGACUGUGCUUCCUGUUUCAUUGCCCUACUGAAGAACCACAGCAUGAGUCAUGGCAACGACUGCGCCACGAGCUGUGCUUUCAUCAGCAACCCCCACCCAACAGUGACCCUGUACAAGGGCAAUAUUAGCAUCGCAUCCAAGUCUAAGUUGUGGUUCAACUCAACAAGUAACAUCUGUCUGCUUAUGAUGCCUACAACUUGCAGCUGCAAGCUGAUCAUCGGUGAGAAAGGCCCUGGUGCCUCAGGACCUGUUGGUGUUCUCUUAAAGGGAACAUGA
Molecule: messenger RNA, 3441 nt
Organism: Aptenodytes forsteri (emperor penguin)
Lineage: Eukaryota; Metazoa; Chordata; Aves; Sphenisciformes; Spheniscidae
Gene: IGSF22
Product: immunoglobulin superfamily member 22
Molecular function (GO): protein binding
Source: RefSeq, a predicted model, not a curated record